GUGAGUGUGCGGUUCACGGGGACCUGGGAGUAAGCUCUGCUGGGAAAUCUCUGCCUGUCUCGGGAGAAGCCAGCGUUGGGGAAGAUGUUUGCGGUGCAUUUGAUGGCGUUUUACUUCACCAAGCUGAAGGAGGACCAGAUCAAGAAGGUGGACAGGUUCCUGUAUCACAUGCGGCUCUCUGACGAGACCCUAUUGGACAUCAUGGCGCGGUUCCAGGUUGAGAUGGAAAAGGGCCUGGCAAAGGACACCAACCCCACAGCCUCGGUGAAGAUGCUGCCCACCUUUGUCAGGGCCAUUCCGGAUGGCUCAGAAAACGGGGAGUUCCUCGCCCUGGAUCUUGGAGGCUCCAAGUUUCGCGUCUUGAAGGUGCAGGUCUCCGCAGAGGGGAAGCGCAAUGUCCAGAUGGAGAGUCAGUUCUACCCCACGCCCAACGAGAUCACCCGUGGGAACGGCUCCGAGCUGUUUGAGUACGUAGCUGACUGCCUGGCCGAUUUCAUGAAGACCAAAGAGUUGAUGCACAAGAAGCUGCCACUCGGCUUCACCUUCUCUUUUCCCUGCAGACAGACCAAGCUGGAGGAGGGCGUCCUACUUUCAUGGACCAAGAAAUUCAAGGCACGUGGCGUCCAGGACACGGAUGUAGUGAGCCGCCUGACCCAAGCCGUGAAAAAGCAUAAGCAGGACAUGGAUGUCGACAUCCUGGCCUUGGUCAAUGACACCGUGGGGACCAUGAUGACAUGUGCCUACGACGACCCCUACUGCGAAGUUGGAGUCAUCAUCGGCACCGGCACCAACGCGUGCUACAUGGAGGACAUGAGCAACAUCGACCUAGUGGAGGGCGACGAGGGCAGGAUGUGCAUCAACACGGAGUGGGGGGCCUUCGGUGACGACGGUGCCCUGGAAGACAUCCGCACCGAGUUUGACAGGGAGCUGGACCUUGGCUCGCUCAACCCGGGGAAGCAGCUGUUUGAAAAGAUGAUCAGCGGCCUGUACCUGGGGGAGCUCGUCAGGCUCAUCCUGCUGAAGAUGGCCAAGACUGGCCUCCUGUUUGGUGGCCAGAAGUCCUCUGCUCUCCACACCAAGGGCAAGAUCGAAACACAGCACGUGGCUGCCAUGGAGAGGUAUAAAGAAGGCCUGGCCAAUACAAGAGAGAUCCUGGUGGAUCUGGGCCUGGAGCCGUCCGAGGCCGACUGCAUUGCCGUCCAGCAUGUCUGCACCAUCGUCUCCUUCCGCUCGGCCAACCUCUGUGCUGCCGCCCUGGCAGCCAUCCUGACCCGCCUCCGGGAGAACAAGAGGCUGACACGGCUCCGGACCACCGUGGGCAUGGACGGCACGCUCUACAAGAUCCACCCCCAGUACCCCAAACGCCUGCACAAAGUAGUGCGGAAACUGGUCCCCAACUGUGACGUCCGCUUCCUCCUGUCGGAGAGUGGCAGCACCAAGGGGGCCGCCAUGGUGACCGCGGUGGCCUCCCGCGUGCAGGCCCAGCGGAAGCAGAUCGACGAGGUGCUGGCUCUGUUCCGGCUGACCCUCGAGCAGCUUGUGGGUGUGCAGGACAGGAUGCGGGCUGAGCUCGAGUUUGGGCUGAAGAAGAAGACCCACCCUCUGGCCACGGUCAAGAUGCUGCCCACCUACGUCUGCGGGAUGCCCGACGGCACAGAGAAAGGGAAAUUCCUCGCCCUGGACCUGGGGGGCACCAACUUCCGGGUCCUCCUGGUGAAGAUCAGAAGUGGGCGGAGGUCGGUGCGGAUGUACAACAAGAUAUUCGCCAUCCCACUGGAGAUCAUGCAGGGCACUGGCGAGGAGCUGUUUGACCACAUCGUGCAGUGCAUCGCCGACUUCCUGGAGUACAUGGGCCUCAAGGGAGCCCGGCUACCUCUGGGCUUCACGUUCUCGUUUCCCUGCAGGCAGGCAAGCAUCGACAAGGGAACACUCAUAGGAUGGACCAAAGGCUUUAAGGCCACCGACUGUGAAGGGGAGGACGUGGUGGACAUGCUCAGGGAAGCUAUCAAGAGGAGAAAUGAGUUUGACCUGGACAUAGUUGCAGUUGUCAAUGACACAGUGGGAACCAUGAUGACCUGUGGCUAUGAAGAUCCCAACUGUGAGAUUGGCCUGAUUGCAGGAACAGGCAGCAACAUGUGCUACAUGGAAGAGAUGCGGAACAUCGAGCUGGUGGAAGGGAACGAAGGGAAGAUGUGCAUCAACACAGAGUGGGGAGGCUUUGGAGACAACGGCUGCCUGGAUGACAUCCGGACCCAGUACGACAAGGAGGUGGAUGAGGGCUCCUUGAAUCCCGGCAAACAGAGGUACGAGAAGAUGACCAGUGGGAUGUACCUGGGCGAGAUUGUGCGGCAGAUCCUGAUCGGCCUCACCAGGCAGGGCCUCCUCUUCCGAGGGCAGAUUUCAGAGCGGCUCCGGACCAGGGGCAUCUUCGAGACCAAGUUCCUGUCCCAGAUUGAAAGCGACCGCCUGGCCCUUCUCCAGGUGCGGAGGAUCCUGCAGCAGCUGGGCCUGGACAGCACGUGCGAGGACAGCAUUGUGGUGAAGGAGGUGUGCGGCGUCGUGUCCCGGCGGGCAGCCCAGCUCUGUGGUGCCGGCCUGGCUGCCAUCGUGGAAAAGAGGAGGGAAGACCAGGGGCUGGAGCGCCUGAGGAUCACCGUGGGUGUGGACGGCACCCUGUACAAGCUACACCCCCACUUUUCUCGGAUAUUGCAGGAGACUGUGAAGGAGUUGGCUCCUCGAUGCGAGGUGACUUUCAUGCUGUCAGAGGAUGGCAGUGGGAAGGGAGCAGCUCUCAUCACCGCUGUGGCCAAGCGGUUGCAGCAGCCGCGGAAGGAGAACUAGGAGCCCCGCCUUGGGCCUGACGCGCCUGGCAUCCCGACCAGCCUUUCCUGCGGCAGAGGAGCUGCCCGCGGACCAUCGGGCUGACUUCACCCCGUGGACGGCCGAAAGAGAACCCCAGGUUCUCGGGUGUGCUCUUAGUGUCUUGUUACUUGCUUUACAGUGGCAUAUAAUGGCACCUCUCUCUCGUGUACUUGGGCCAAAGAUGGGCCAACUUAGGAAAUCAAAGGGUCUGGCUCGCGAGAGCCCCUUUCAGCAGAUUUUUCAGCUGAAGCCUGAGCUGUCAGCUCUGUGUGGCUCUGGGUCCUGUGGCUGCUGAACUUGGAAACAUGUCCAGAAUCUGGCCAUGUGGCCUGGCUGGCUGAGGCCCUGCCGUGAUGUGUAAGCUGCCGCUUUUACUGACUGGGCCCUCAACUGUGGAUGAACAUUGAGAGGGAGAGGGACUCAGUGUAAGGUGUCUUUAGCUCGUCAUGUCGACAUCCAAGUGAAGGAGGAGCCUUUGAGUGUCCAGCCCCAGGAAGCCCAGGGCUUGGUUGCCAUGGGGCCCUGCAGGAAUUCCUGUCAUGCUGCAGGCGAGCCGUGUCAGCGCCCUGUGGAGUUUUCUUCCUUCCUGAGUGUGUGACGGAGCGGGGUGUUGCCCGGGGCAUCUGUUUGCCAUUUUACAUGUGGCUGUGUGGCUGCUGUUGGUAGCUGUUUU
This is a messenger RNA of Lepus europaeus (European hare), 3535 nucleotides long. It is a transcript of the gene HKDC1, whose product is annotated as hexokinase domain containing 1. NCBI's taxonomy places the organism in Eukaryota, Metazoa, Chordata, Mammalia, Lagomorpha, Leporidae. Gene Ontology annotation, biological process: glycolytic process; intracellular glucose homeostasis; glucose 6-phosphate metabolic process. Gene Ontology annotation, molecular function: glucokinase activity; ATP binding; D-glucose binding. Gene Ontology annotation, cellular component: cytosol; mitochondrion. The record is from RefSeq and is a predicted model, not a curated record. Bases 85 to 2841 code for a protein of 918 amino acids. The transcript is spliced from 18 exons.